AUGCUGCUGGAAGCCAGCCCAUUGGCUCAACUCCAGCCAAUGCAGAUGUCCUCCAAGAAGGCAUGCCCCUGCUUAAAAGAAGAACCCCCGCCACCCCCGCCACCCCCGCCACCCCCACGACGCCCUGCAGAGGAUUCCUCAAAAAAGACAUUGGAGGUACAGAUGACCCUCUUCAUCCAAACAUGGUGGCGGGGCAUGCUGGUCCGCCGUACUCUGCUCUUUGCCACCCUCUGCGCAUUGGGAAUCCAGAGGUGGUGGCGCCAACGGGCCUAUCAGCUGAAAGAGGAGAGGAGGGUAAGGGCCCUGCUGAUGUACGUUUGGCCUGAGAAGUCGACCGUCCUCUUGCAGUCAAAGUUUAGGAUGUGGCUUAUGAAAACCCAGUACAAGAAAUGUCAAAAGGCAGCCCAAGUCAUUCAGAAUAACUGGCGGCAUUUCAUUUAUCAGCGGGAGUUCAGCUCCUAUUCGCUCAGCAGCUUGGCUUACGAUGGCAUAGAUUUGAAUGUUGACAUUGUUGUUGAGUAA
This is a messenger RNA of Python bivittatus (Burmese python), 522 nucleotides long. It is a transcript of the gene IQCF6, whose product is annotated as IQ motif containing F6. The record is from RefSeq and is a predicted model, not a curated record. Lineage: Eukaryota; Metazoa; Chordata; Lepidosauria; Squamata; Pythonidae. Gene Ontology annotation, molecular function: calmodulin binding.